This is a messenger RNA of Kogia breviceps (pygmy sperm whale), 1692 nucleotides long. NCBI's taxonomy places the organism in Eukaryota, Metazoa, Chordata, Mammalia, Artiodactyla, Physeteridae. The record is from RefSeq and is a predicted model, not a curated record.
GACCGGGCGAGCCCGGCGGCCGAGUGCUGAGCGGCUCCCCUUCGCGCGGCGGCCGGAUCCGCUGAGUCCGGAGGCCCAGCCGCGCCGGCGCCAUGGAGGAGCGGCUGCUGUGGUUCUGCAACUGGAGCGUGCUGGGCGUGUGCGCGACGCUCAAGCUGCCGCAGAUCUUCGCCGUGCUGGGGGCGCGCAGCGCGCGGGGCAUCAGCCUCCCGAGCCUACUUCUGGAGCUGGCUGGGUUCCUGGUCUUUCUCCGGUACCAGUGUUACUUCGAGUACCCACUGCUGACCUACCUGGAGUGCCCCAUCCUCAUCGCACAAGACCUCAUCCUCCUGCUGUGUGUCUUCCAUUUCAAGGGGGAUGUGAAACGGGCAGCACCAUACAUCGUCCUCUAUGUGUCUGCUUGGUUCAUCCUCACCCUGCAGAAGUGGAUCAUAGAUCUGGCCAUGCAGGGACUGUCCACAACACGUGUUUCCUGGGCGCCAACUCGGCAGCAGCCACUGGCGCCUCGGGACAGGAAUUUAUGUACUUUCAUCAGUGCAGCCAGUAAGUUUGCACAGCUCCAGUACCUGUGGAAAAGCAGGGACUCAGGAGCCGUCAGCGUUCUCACGUGGAGCCUGGCUUCAUAUACCUGUGCGGCAAGAAUAAUGACAACUUUAAUGACCACCAGUGAUCUUACAAUUCUUAUACGUUUUGUGAUCAUGCUGGCCUUAAAUACAUGGGUAGCAGCUACAAUACUUCACUACCGGAAGACCGAUGUGAAGUCUGAAUGAUGGAUAUAUUAUUCCCACACACAAGAGUGGAUUUUGAAUAACUGAACCAGAGGAAAAAAAAGCUCAUUGCUAAACCAGGUCUUUUAUAAAUUUAGCCAACCGUGCCAAAGGUAUUUUAGACUUGGAAGAGCCCGCUUAAACGCUUGUUUAAAAACAUCGAUUUUUAAAAUCCCUGUCUCCACUUCAUUAGGUUAAGGUAGGGUUCAGACAUCUGCAGUUCUGAGAAGGCUGGUGAUUGAUGGAAGCCUCCCAAGAAGCCCAUUUUGAGGAGACAGCGCUGACCCUUAUUCUUAAAGUCAUGAUUAAGUCCCCUCCAAAGAGCUACCUACAUCUACUUCUCAGCUUUCACAAUCUUUUAAAAAAUAGAUCCUCUCCGUAACACAGACUAACAUGAAUGGAGUGGGAUUUUGCUCAAGUGGAAUUGUAAUAAAUUACCAGAGUUCACUUUCUGGGACUAAUGUUUAAUUGUAAUAUAGACAUAACAGGAUGGCCUUAUUGUAUCAUAUUACCGUAUAAUACCUCCUUAGGUUACAGCAAGGAUACGAAGGCAAGCAAAAAUUUAACUGGCUUGAAUUCAUACACCAAAGUAAUCCUUUAACUUCGUACUGUGCCUUCAAGUAAUUCGUAACAAAAGGUACCUGCAGCCUCUACUCAUGAAGAGGCAAUCCCAGUAUACUUUCUGAUUCAAGCACAAUGCUGCCGUUUUUAAAAGGAUCACACCUACACGAUACCAUUACUGGAAUUUGGUACAAAAUACAGCUGACCUCGACCAGGUUUUGCCUAUUGAAAGUAUAUUCAGUGCAGGGUAUUGCUACCAAGUUCUUAUGGAUUUUAUUCUCAUUAUAGUAUCAUACUCUGAACAUGAUGUUAAGAUUACUGUACACUUUUUCCUGUAAAAGCUUAUCAACUCUAACAUUUUAAG